Messenger RNA from Entrophospora sp. SA101, 663 nucleotides. Lineage: Eukaryota; Fungi; Glomeromycota; Glomeromycetes; Entrophosporales; Entrophosporaceae. The record is from the annotation of a GenBank genome assembly.
AUGGAACCAACAGAAUUCAGUGGUGAACAUGGAGAUGACUAUUUCAAAAAAGUUUUUCCAUUUAAACGUAUCCUGCCAAAAUCAUUGAAAAAAGAUAUUUAUGGCUAUUUUUUAUCAGCAAAUUAUCGACCAAAGUCGAUAAUUCUACCACCAAGAAUUUCACCAAUCGAUUCUACCAUAGUAACAAAUAAACAUGCUUCAAUGAUUGAAUUUUGGAUGCAAAAUCUUAUUAAUAGUAAUAUUACUAUUGGUACCACCAUCAUUAAUAACAGUAAUCCAAUCAAUCCAAUUACUAAUCAUGGUACACAUUCAAAACGUCUAGAUUAUGAUUGGAAUUUACUGUUUAGAGCAUCAAGAGAUGGAUUUACAUCAGGUGAUUUUCAUUCAAAAUGUGAUAACAAAGGAAGUAGCAUUGUAUUGAUAAAAAUGAGAGGUCAUCCUCAAAUAAUUGGCGGGUAUAAUCCAGUUGGGUGGUACACAUCAAGAUGUGGAUACCAUCCAACAGAAGACAGUUUUAUAUUUUCAAUGAAUUUUGACGAGAACAAUAAUUUUGAUAAAUGUUGUAAAUUAAACAGAGUGAAAAAUUCUAAUUUUGCAAUCUAUCAUGAUCCAUCCAGAGGUCCAACAUUUGGAUAUCCAGAUUUAAGUAUUAGUGAUCGGUAA